AAGUCACUCUUUAUUCAAACAAUAUUGAAGGAGGCUCUGGGACGCUGUAACCCCCUUGUCUUAUAGGUGCGAUACCCAUGUGUUAUCGCCUAUAAUUACUGUCGUUAUGUGGGAGUCACAGGUGUAGAUGCGUCAUGACCGCGGCAGGCAGGCCCGCAAUCGAGUGCCCCCGGUUGAAUUCACAAGGCGUGAUGCUGCGCGGUACAUCACCAGUACGCGUACGCGUUCCAAAGGCAUUUCACUGCGGUACACUAGGCCGAGGGGCUCGCAGCCCAGAAUGUUCCCCCGAGUGCGCAGUCCCUACGAAGAUACUUAAAAGGGGGGUACUAGUACUAGGCUAGUCAUUAUCGAUUAUCCUCGACUCAACAUCCUCAUCCGCUGCACCAACCAAACUUUAUGGAAAAUUCUAAAGUCCUCGUUAUCGGAGGUUCACGAAAUAUAGGCUACUACUCUGCUGUUCGGCUCCUUGCUCUCGGCGCGACUGUUACAUUCCUCCUGCGAUCACCACAAGUCUUCGACCAAGAUGAUACAAUCCAAAACUACAUCAAGGAAGGUAAAGCCCGCCUCAUCCAAGGCGAUGCACUCGUGAAGGACGAUAUUCGCCGGGCAUGGUCCGAGGCUCAGGUAGACGACACCAGACCAGUCGACUUUCUCAUCUUCACAGUUGGGGGAAUACCCCAGUUCUCAUUAACAAAAGGCUUCACCAUGACCCCACCAAACCUCAUCACCCAAUCUCUCAUUAACGUCCUCGAAACUCUCCCAUCACCACACCCAAAGAUAAUAGCAGUCUCAUCUGCAGGCCUCACGCAGGCCUCCCACAAAUCACUUCCCCUCCCUCUCAAACCACUCUAUCGCUACUUCAUAUCCGUACCGCACAAAGACAAACGCGGAAUGGAGGAGGUCAUAGCUCACAGCGCUGGGCGGGAGUGGGAUGCAAGAGAUAGCGCAGGUGAUGAGAUUCUCGGUGUUGGUUGGACAAGCCGUGUCCCAAAUAUUGGAGAACUUAAGAGUAUCGUCAUCAUCCGACCCGCGCUGUUAACUGACGGAGUGUGUCGCGCGGACGUAAAAGGCGAAGGAAGCGAGGCGUACAGAGUGAAAGAAGGGGAUCUAGAGAGCAGUUGGACGGUUUCAAGAAGGGAUGUGGCACAUUUUAUCGUGGAGGGUGUGGUGAAGCAUUGGCAGGAGUGGGAGGGUAAAUGUGCAAGUAUUGCGUAUUAGCUAUCGUUAUAUUUUU
Suillus subalutaceus is the source of this 1234-nucleotide messenger RNA. RefSeq lists its product as uncharacterized. The coding region runs from base 397 to 1218 and encodes 273 amino acids. The transcript is spliced from 3 exons. NCBI's taxonomy places the organism in Eukaryota, Fungi, Basidiomycota, Agaricomycetes, Boletales, Suillaceae. The record is from RefSeq and is a predicted model, not a curated record.